Molecule: messenger RNA, 555 nt
Organism: Topomyia yanbarensis
Lineage: Eukaryota; Metazoa; Arthropoda; Insecta; Diptera; Culicidae
Exons: 1
Coding region: 1-555 (184 amino acids)
Source: RefSeq, a predicted model, not a curated record
AUGUUCUGCCUGGCAUUGGUCCUUUUAAACCUGCUACUGGUACUAGAAUCGAACAACUGCUUUACCACGGAGGUUCAGUUUGAGCGAUUCGAGCAGCAGUUAGGUUUUCAUUUAACAAACUUUUCCGGACUUCGGGUACGCAAAUUCAAUCGGACCACCUGGAUACUGGACGGGGAUGGCGAAAUCUUUGUAGACUUAACCGAUGAAUACCAAGCAGCGGUGUCAGUGGCGUACAGCGCCCUUGGCAAUAACCAGUGGAACGAGUAUCCAAUGAAGGUCUCCAAAAGCAAGUUCUGCAGUUUUAUUAACGGAGCAUACAAGGAAUACCAGCCGUACUUCAUCUACAGCACCAAUUUACCAUCCGUUGGGGUAGAUUGGUUAUGUCCCGUUCCGAAGGGUCGCUAUUGGGUGCGAAACUUUGCCCCAGAUGGAGACUGGAUUCCAAGUAGUGUUCCAUCUGGUUAUUGGAGGUUUACGGGUGUGCUAUCUAAUGCCAAUGAUGAAAUUUUAAUUAAGUAUAUUUUCUUCAUGAGGAUUAAGACAGGAUAUUUGUGA